AUCGCUCAAUCUCAGUUCAGCUGUGCAGUCUAGAGUGGUCGAACAGCCUAGCUUUUUGACUUAAAAAACGUUUAUUUUUGACAACAGAAAUUUAAAAAAAAAAACUUCCUUUAAAAAGGACUCAUUAAAUAACGUGAAAAUAAAAACCAAAAAACAAAAAAAAAAAAACCAACAGUGGCAAAAAAAACGCCCCAAACAUGUGCUCAAAAAGUCAGGAUCUAAGCAAGCGCACAUUCUUCAUACUUAGUGGAGUAUCCAAUGCCUUGGGCAGGUCAUUGGCCAUCGAAAUGUGCCGCCACUACAGCGCCGAUUCCCUUGCCAUACUCAUCGACCCCUCCGAGGAAAAUUUGCAGGAAGUAAAGAAAGAAAUUGAAUACCUAGAACGUGGUAUUAAUGUCGUUUGCUGGCCGAUCAAAGUGUGGCAAGAGGCCAACGGCACUUACUUCCGUCAGCUACUCGCCGCAAUUUUUGAGAAAUACACCGCUACCAAAUGCGAAUUCGAACUCGCCUUCAUACUUCACAACGAGGGCAAGAUGGCAACUAAUAAUUUGAUGGAACCACAGUUGACUGAGGAUUGGUUGUCCUUUGUGCAGGAGAACCUCUACGCGCCCAUUGCACUCAAUAGAGCCUUCCUAAGCGCACCGCAACUAACCAAAAUCACAAAACUUGUCGCCAACAUCACAUCCAGCUUGAUGAUCCGUCCAUUCGUUUAUAAUUCAUUGUUGUGCUCUUGCAUGAAAGCACGCGAUAUGUACUUCCGUUCGAUGGCCAAUGAGGAAAUACGCAAUGACGUUAAUGUAAUCAGCUACUCGCCGGGCAUUUUGGAAACACACAAGCCACAAUUGGACGCGAACAACAAUGAGGUCGAUUUGUCGGAUUUGGGUGUGAACGAAAAAUGGCUGCAGUUGCCACGUGUCAAUGCUAGGGAAUCUUCGCUUAAAUUGAUUAACAUUCUGCAAGAAAUGUCCUUUAUUUCGGGACAUGACGUCGACUACUAUGACACCUUCAAUUUAUGAGGAGCACUAAUGAAAUAUUAUCACACAUGCGCUAAUCAUGCUAUAAUACUGCCGUGUGGUAAUAUUUCAUUGGAAAUUUUUGCUUAUUUGGUGUUGCUGCUGAUUAAUGGUGAUAUUUUGAGAGAGAAUUAUGAAAAAAUUAAAAAUAAAAUAUUACAAGAAAUUCUUUCGGCGAACAUCGAAGAUGGCGAGAACGAAGAAGAAAAAGAAA
Molecule: messenger RNA, 1227 nt
Organism: Rhagoletis zephyria (snowberry fruit fly)
Lineage: Eukaryota; Metazoa; Arthropoda; Insecta; Diptera; Tephritidae
Product: sepiapterin reductase
Biological process (GO): tetrahydrobiopterin biosynthetic process
Molecular function (GO): sepiapterin reductase (NADP+) activity
Source: RefSeq, a predicted model, not a curated record